This is a messenger RNA of Solanum verrucosum, 573 nucleotides long. RefSeq lists its product as uncharacterized. The transcript has 2 exons. The record is from RefSeq and is a predicted model, not a curated record. Lineage: Eukaryota; Viridiplantae; Streptophyta; Magnoliopsida; Solanales; Solanaceae. The coding region runs from base 51 to 365 and encodes 104 amino acids.
AUAUAUCCACAACAAUUAAUAUAUCCAAAGUUUGUAUUAUAAUUAGCAGUAUGGCUCUUUCUUCAAUUCAAGUGUUUACUUUGUUUCUCAUUGCUUUCAUAGCUACAACUACUGUUCAGGUGAAGGCUUCACGAGAUUUACCCGUGGAAAUCGUGGCGCUGGAGCAAAAAUUCGCUCUUGUUGGUGAUAUUUUGACUUGCCUAAAGGCAUGCAAAGUUAAAAGUGAUUGUAAUGAUGCUUGGGUUUGUAGUGAUUGUGCACCAAAUGCUUUCCCACCAAACUACCAUUGUGAUGUGCUCACAGCUAAUGGUCAAGGAUAUUAUGCAACUAUGUUACAAGCACGUUCCAACAAGCAAAUUGUUUGAUUUUAUAUAUAUAUAUCAAGUUAUGUUUGUGUAUGUGAUGCUUCAAGAGUUUAUGUGAGUCUUGUUUUGUGUGUGUGUGUGUUGUAAUAAGUGAGCAAAUUUCUUUCUAAGAAAAAGAGAUUUGGUUACACCUCUAGUUGGAGCUACUUAUCAUGAUGUUCUACUACCAAUAUAUAUUAUAUUAUAUUAUGUGUGGUUGUUCUAGUUA